AUUCAAAGCAUAAAGUACAAAAAACUAUAAUAAAAUGACUUUUACCGUUUUGGCUUAAAAUUACAGUUUUCGAAAUUUCGAAGAGCGCAUCAGAAAUUGAAAGUGUUUAAGACGUGUGCGCAUUUAAUAUAUACAUACAUAUAUUUAUAUUUGUGUAUAUCAAUUUGAAUGUGUGAGAGGAGAGAAAAAAGCUUUAAGUCAAAAGCAAGAACAGCGCAGGCAAAAAGCAACGAAACGCACGAAAAAAAAAUACAAAAUCAGCUGUGAGAUUGUUUUAUAGCACCAGAAGCAGCAACAAGAACCAGAAAAGUAAACGUGUGUGCAAAUUGUGAGUGUUGCAAACCGCAGACCAGAAGAAGAAAACAACAGAAGCAGACGAAGAGCAGCUCUUGCUUUCUCAACCGCCGCCUCUCCCCCUCUCUCACUAUAGUUUUGGAAAGGAGUCGUAACCCAGCUUGGAAUCCACGGGCAUCUAUUCCGCUCUGUAAUGGCUCAACUUCGUUCCUGGAGCGCCCCUCGUACAACAAUUAAAUUCGUUUACUACAGUCGCAACGUUGGCAGCAGCAUCAGCGUUAGCAGCAACGGCUAUUUAGCCACUGCAGCGGCAUUUGUCAACAACGGCAAACGUUGCCAUAGAAGAAGCCUACAUACAGCAUGCGCCAGCGCCAACGCCAGCGGCAACGCCAGCGGCAACGCCAACGCAAGCAGCGGCAGCAAAAAUGCUGGUCUGGACAUGGUGAGCGCUCUGCAUUCGCAUCAACAUGCGCUGUGCUGGCAGAAUCAGUUCUUGAACGGCGCUCGCUGCCUGCAUUCGGCGGCGCGUCAGCAGCAGGCGCAGGUGGCGCUUGCAGAGAUCGCUGAUGAUGGCGGCAGGGCCGCCAAACAGGGCGCAGCCGAUGCGGAGCCCUGCCAAUCGAAGCCCGAGGGCAAGCCCGAGGGCAAGCCCCAGCGCGAUCCACUCGAUGUCAGCUUCAACGAUCCGAUAGCGGCAUUUAAGAGCAAGACCACAUGGGAGCUGGUGCGCGCUUAUAUGGUCUACAUGAUCUGCACCAGCGAGAAGCUGGUUGAGCACAAUAUGACGCUUUUAAAAGUCGCUCGCGCCGUGCUGGGCAGCAAACUGUUUGUGAUUCUGAUGAAGUCCAGCUUCUACGGGCACUUUGUGGCCGGCGAGAAUCGCCACACGAUUGUCCCCGCGCUCGAGAGACUUCGCUCGUUCGGCGUCAAGCCCAUCCUUGACUAUUCCGUCGAAGAGGAUAUCAGCCAGGAGGAGGCCGAGAAGCGUGAAGUUGAAUCUUCCGUUUCGAGCACCGGUGAUAAUGCCCAGGACGCGGGCGCCUUGCCGCAGUAUCAUGUGGACAAAUCCUUUGCCGAUCGUCGCUACAAGGUGAGCAGCGCACGCACCUAUUUCUAUCUGAACGAGGCGACCUGUGAACGCAACAUGGAGAUAUUCAUCAAGUGUCUGGAGGCUGUGUCGGACGACGAUAGGAAAGAGCCGCGUGCUGCGGCAACGGGCGCCACCUUCGGAACUGGCAUCACAGCCAUCAAAUUGACCGCCCUGGGCCGUCCACAGCUGCUGCUGCAAUUAUCCGAGGUCAUAAUGCGCACACGUAAAUACAUGGAGGCACUUGUCGGCGGAGAGGGCAACGUACUCACCCAUCACAAGACCAUCAAGGAUCUCGAGAAGUAUUAUGCCAGCGUUGGCGACAACAAGGAUGUGCAGCAGUUCUUGCGGAACGUUACAUCCGACAAGGAGGGUAUACUGCAUCUGUUUCCCUGGUCGGGCAUUGUGGACGAGGAUUCACAACUGAGCGACACAUUUCGCGUGCCCGAUCCGAUAACGGGUGCAAUUCAUCGACUGAUCUCACAAAUAGCGCCCAAAGAGGAGGAGAUGUUUAGAAACAUGAUACGUCGUCUAAACACAAUUGUAAAGACUGCCGAAGAGCUGGACGUGCGCAUUAUGAUUGAUGCGGAGCAAACCUAUUUCCAGCCAGCGAUUUCACGCAUUACGCUGGAGAUGAUGCGCAAAUAUAACAAGGACAAGGCCAUAGUAUUCAAUACCUAUCAGUGCUAUUUGCGUGAGGCCUACCGUGAGGUGGUCACCGAUUUGGAGCAGGCUAAACGACAGAAUUUCUAUUUUGGUGCCAAGCUGGUACGUGGCGCCUAUAUGGAUCAGGAGCGUGGACGCGCACAGGCGCUGGGCUAUGCCGAUCCCGUGAACCCCAACUAUGAGGCCACCACAGACAUGUAUCACAAGACACUGGCCGAGUGUUUGCGUCGCAUCAAGCUGCUGAAGGAUUCGGGCGAUGAUUUCCGCAAGAUUGGCAUUAUGGUUGCGUCGCAUAAUGAGGAUACCGUCCGUUUUGCCAUCGAGAAUAUGAAAUCGAUUGGCAUUUCACCGGAGGACAAGGUCAUCUGUUUUGGUCAAUUACUGGGCAUGUGUGAUUACAUCACCUUCCCGCUAGGUCAGGCCGGCUACUCGGCCUACAAGUAUAUACCCUAUGGACCCGUUGAGGAGGUACUGCCCUAUUUGUCGCGUCGCGCCCAGGAGAACAAGGGCGUUCUGAAGAAGAUCAAGAAGGAGAAACGACUGCUCGCCAGCGAGAUACGCCGUCGUCUGUUCCGCGGCCAGCUCUUCUACAAGCCCAAGGGCAACUAUGUGCCCAUCUAAGCAGCUCCGGCUCCGGCGCCGGCUUCAGCUGGUUGCGAGAUUUGCGAUUUAUUAUGUUGUCCGGGCAGACCGAUAAACGAAUAUAGCAUAAAUAAUACACAGACAUCUCCGAGCGACAAACCUGACAACAGCAACCGCAACAGCAACAACAACUUAAAUAACAACCCGACUAAAGAACACCUCACACACGCCUGAGACAACAGAGAUAAAUCCCGCUUGUGGAUUGUGUGUGUGCGCACCUUUUUUUUUUUUUAUUCUUUUGUUUUUACAUUCUAAGUGUUCUAUCGUUAGAUGCGUUCGAUUCCCAUAUGGAAAUCGAUUUAUAUAUAUAGAUAUUUAAAGAUAUGCGCCGAAUAUACACGUAACUGCAGAGCAGCAUAAAAAUAAGAUCUAAAGAAUGUAAAACUUUAUAAUUUUGUAUUCAACGUGUUUUAUCGCAGUAUGCGUCUAAAUAUAUAUAUGUAUAUAUACAUAUAUAUGUGUAAAUAUAUAUAUAGAUAUAUAUAUAUAUAUGUAUAUCUAUAUAUAUACAAAUAUUUGUAUGUAUAUAUAUGUAUAUACAUAAACGCAUGUAUAUGUUAUCAAAAGUUGAAAGAAAGCAAACUCAUACAAAAUGAAGAGACGGACGGCAAAGAGAAGCGAACCAUAUGCAUAUUAAUUAUUUUAUUUAAUGAACCUGUUGCUUGCAUAUGUAUUUCGAUAUAAGUCAUUAAUAUUUGUAUCUCUUCUUGUUGCAACAUUUA
Messenger RNA from Drosophila montana, 3411 nucleotides. It is a transcript of the gene slgA, whose product is annotated as proline dehydrogenase slgA. Bases 488 to 2668 code for a protein of 726 amino acids. Gene Ontology annotation, cellular component: mitochondrion. Lineage: Eukaryota; Metazoa; Arthropoda; Insecta; Diptera; Drosophilidae. The transcript has 13 exons. The record is from RefSeq and is a predicted model, not a curated record. Gene Ontology annotation, molecular function: FAD binding; proline dehydrogenase activity.